Molecule: messenger RNA, 1934 nt
Organism: Lasiosphaeria miniovina
Lineage: Eukaryota; Fungi; Ascomycota; Sordariomycetes; Sordariales; Lasiosphaeriaceae
Product: WD40-repeat-containing domain protein
Exons: 3
Coding region: 167-1750 (527 amino acids)
Biological process (GO): mRNA splicing, via spliceosome
Cellular component (GO): U4/U6 x U5 tri-snRNP complex
Molecular function (GO): U4 snRNA binding; protein binding; U6 snRNA binding
Source: RefSeq, a predicted model, not a curated record
CGAUUGAUUAUUUUCAGGCGGGACUCAAGUAUUCUAGAGCUCUGACGGCGAACUUCGCGACUCUCGCCUCAAAUCCUCAUCAGCCUUGCCAACACUAACCCAGGCUGCUCUUUUCACCAAAAGCUCCCGUCGAUACUCAGCAAGCAACCACAAUAGAUCUACAACCAUGAUUCACCCAUCGCGUCGGGCAUAUGUGGAAGAAGCUGAGGCCGAGGAUCGAGGAGGCAUUGAUAUAAACGACGUCCCCAUUGAUCGCGACUAUGACAUCCCGGGAGCUGGUGCCGGCAUUGCGCCUGAGAAGGCGUCGGCCCUUUUAUCACAAUUUGAGCGCAGACGGCUAGCGGCGACUAUUGCCGUGCCUACUGACGAUGGGCGUGUACGGGCCAAACUUCGGGAGCUAGGCCAGCCAGUUACCCUCUUUGGCGAAGGCCUUGCAGACCGCCGCGACAGACUGCGAGAGCUGCUCACAGAGCAGGCGCAAAAGACGGGCGAAGAGAAGGCAGACGUCGAAAUGAAAGACGCCGAAGAGGAGGAGGAAGAGGGAGAGGAGCAGGAGGAAGAAUUCUACACUAGGGGUGGACCAGAGCUUCUCCAGGCUCGGAGAGACAUCGCCCAGUACUCCAUUCCCCGAGCUAAGAAGCGCAUCGAAUUCCAGAAAAAGGAAGCGGCCAUACCCGUGCGCAACCACCUCAUAUUCCGGAAGGAGGUGAAGGAGCGCCUCCAGUCGUUUGAGCUCCAGGGCAGUCAGACCGCGGGCGAGCGCCACAUCAGCAUGACAAGAAUCUCGCCCAAUGGGAAGCUCGUCGCCACGGGGAAUUGGGGAGGCCAGGUGAAGCUGAUCGAUAUUCCCAGCCUCGAGCAAAAGCGCACACUCAGGGGCCAUACAAAUAAAGUGAGCGGCCUCUCUUGGAUGCCCGGAUCUACACUACCAGAGUCGAAUGUCUCUGAAGACAGCGUGAAUCUUGCCUCGGGCGGGGCAGAGGGGCAGAUUCACCUAUGGUCUCUGACGCAAGACACUCCCCUUGCCACCCUUUCGGGGCACUCGCAGCGCGUAUGUCGUGUCGAAUUCCACCCUUCCGGGAAGUACCUGGCAUCUGCAUCAGAGGACACCUCAUGGCGGCUGUGGGAUAUUGAAACAAAGUCAGAACUACUACUGCAGGAGGGCCAUUCCCGCGGGGUCUAUGCCGUCGCCUUCAACACGGACGGGUCUCUGCUUGCGAGCGCCGGACUAGACAGCGUCGGGCGGAUUUGGGACAUGCGCUCAGGACGAACCGUCAUGAUUCUGGACGGCCACCUAGACGGACACAUUAAACCUAUCUACGGCCUCGACUGGGGCUCGGAUGGCCACCGCGUUCUGACAGCGUCUGCUGACGGGUGGAUCAAGUGCUGGGACGUUCGAAAGGUCCAGAGAACAGGAGGCAUUGGCGCCCACACAAGCUCAGUUGCCGACGUUCGCUGGUACAAGGGCCUCGAUGAUCCCUUCGACGGCACCCCGCCAGGCGUAGAUGAGGAGGGGGUGCAGCUGCCCAAAAAGUCUGGCACCUUCAUCGUCUCGGCAGGUUUCGAUGCCAAGGUCAACAUCUUCUCAGCCGAUGACUGGGCCCUCGUCCAGUCCCUCAGUGGCCACACUGGCGCGGUCGCGAGCGUGGAUGUGAGCAGGGACGGAAAGUGGAUUGUGAGCGGCGGCCACGAUCGGACAGUCAAGCUAUGGGGCAGAAACGACUCGGCAGGCAUGUAUGAGGAGGCUUGAUGCAGACCGAAAUAGCAAACAUUUGAUACCCAAAAAGAAAUACAAAGCACGCGCUUUUUCUUUGUAGGACAGUUGUACGAACGGAGUCUAGUUGUAAGUAUAGCCCAUAGGGAAAUCUAUUGAUGGGUUCUGUACUAUGCACGUAUUUCGAACUUUGCAGGGCCUUCUCGUCGCUGGCUCUGGG